AAUAUUAGGUCGCAUUAUUUAUUUUUAUGGAGCGUUAUACUUGACCUUUGAAAGAUGAGGAAAAAAAUUGUAUUCAUGCCGAAAAUUGUUCGCAUAGCGAAUAAGAAGAAAGAGAAAUGGACGAACGGAAUUUCAGUGAUUUGUCACAUUCGCGGUUUGUUUAGUAUGGAAUAAAUGAAAAUUCAUUUUCGAAUUGGAAUUGUGGCAUGCAGUAGUGAUAUAAAAGAAGUACUAAACGAUAUAACACAGACAUAACAUAACGCAUUUUCACACCAAGAAACGUUAACAUGACUACACACAAUACGUAACAUACCUAUUGUUUCUGUGAGUCUCUACGUAUUAUUAUUGCUUACUGUUGCUUUGACGCUAAUAUGAUCGUAAAUUUCAUGCUGGUACUAACGCAAGCUGCAGGAUUGGAAAUCUAAAAAAUACAAAGAAGGUGUUGCAUACAAAGAACGAAGAAAUUUAUUUGACUGGGUCAAAUAUGGUGAAACAAGUGUAUUUUAGAGUCGAAGAAAUUUUAUAAUUUGGUAAGCGAAUUGCGUUAUUUAACGAAACGCCAUUUAUCUGUCUCGAAUGAAAAAUAUUUGAGGCAAAUAAUUCUUAUGACUAAUUGUAAAUAUAUUCGGUGAAUUUGCAAAAUACUUUCUCUGCGCGUGGAGCAACCGAAGGACUCCUCUUACGUUUUGUGGGAUCAAUUUCGGAAAGUAUGAAUGCUAGAAACUGGUCAGUGUAAAACCAGACUGAAAGAAAACCUUAUUCACCAUUAACGGAAGGAAUAAAAGUAAUCUGUACUCUCUAUGUUGAAUGUCUCUCUUUCGCUUUUUUAUUGCUUUCUUGAUACUUUCUUAAGUUUUCUUUGCCGAUACUAACCCUCUUAUGCAUUUCUUGUAUCUAAUAACAAUUCUGCCACGGAGAUUGAUAACGGAAGUAAAACUGAAAGAAUAACGGACUUGAGUUGUGAACAGUUAAAUUGAUGGAAAAAUUCUUGGGAAACUACACUACUUUCUCUUUAAGCCACAGUGGUCUGAAAAGUGCUCGAUAGAUCGAAGACUUUCCACAAAGUGAAUCCGAGGUUUAUUAUACAUAUAUUUGAAAAAUGGCGAGCAGAGCAAGUUAGAAUCUCAAGUCCUCGAAUCCUCCGAGAACUUUUUCCGGUCCCUGGACCUAUUACAGGAAUACAUAUGUGUAAUGAAUCGCUGGAAAACUGAUUGUCCAACUUUUUCUCACUUCAGAGUAUUAGUAAUUCCAUGCACAAACUGUAACGACAAACAGUACAAUGGUACUGCAUCUGCGUACCUGUUAUAUCCAACAGAAUGUACCCCUAUAUGUAAUCGGUUACAAUGACGUCCAAAAGUUCUUGGACUUUCCAAUGCCAAUUUUCACGAUACCGGAUGUUGCCCAGCCUCACUCGUUCUACCUUGCCGACUGGUAAUCAAGCGGUCUUUCUGCUUCUGAAUUGUGUCUAACGAAAGCAGCACCUUGCGAUGCCAGUGUUGGCGGUGUUAUUGAUUAACGUAGGUGGAGGCAAAGUCGGUGCAAAAAUCAAUAAUCGGCAGCCCCUUUGCCUCUGGACAUUUUCGCCGGGAAUUGCGCUGUCAGAGUGCAUUCGAAAGAUUUCAGUGCAAGACCUUUCGCUCUUUGCGAUGAUAACAAUUGUAUUAAGGCCAAGACUUCGUACCGGGCCGUGAAAGGUUGCGCAAAAGAAAACAGUUCGUCCUUAGAUACUACUUUUUGAACACAUCGCUAAUCCGCGUUGCAGUGCAAUUGAUGCAAAACAUAAUUAUGGGACCCGUCGGAGUCGCCGAAGGGAAAACGUUAAAUGAAACUACAAGCAAACUGCAGAGUACGAAUAACACGUGGUACCAGUGACUUCGGAGAGUGUGUAGUUUAUUUGUUGUUGUUCAGUUCUUUUUCCGUCAACCGUUGCGGACUUGAACCGAAUAAAUCACAAAUAUCAGUCCGAAGGAAGUGGGCCCGAGGCCCGAACCAAAUACGAGGAUAUCCGGGAAAGGAAGCGACUGCUUGCUGGAGGACUUCCUACCAAAGUCGCCUAACCAGUCAGUUUGAAGCGUACGGAUUUUGCGAAAAGUUGCAAAAGCGGUCAGCGGUGACGCCAUAGAACCCGGUCGAUAUCGAGAACCAGAGGGCGCCUUGGACGAAUUCCUAUGCGACAAGAAUCUCAGACCGGCGUGAAGCUGCGGCCUUUCAGCGAACAUCAUCACGGGGGCGGCGGCGGCGGCGGCGACGGCGGGGUAAUGAUCGAACAAGACAUGGCCGGGGCCCAGGACACCAUCUACCUGUGCAACUUCCGGGUAUCCGUCGACGGAGAAUGGCUCUGCCUGAAGGAGCUUCAGGACGUCGAAUUCUCGAUGCAGGACUCCAUGCAGCGUUCACCGUCACCUCCGUUGCCGCUUAGCGGUACAAACCACCAUCACGAACGACACCGUCACCAACGACACGAAACUCCUUCGCUUUGCGACGCACUUAUGUCCAGCUCGCCACCAUUGCCACUCUUCUCCAGCUUCUUGUCACGAGAUCCAGUGAUUAUCGAACGAAGCAACCUAGUCAAUAUUUCGAAGCUGAUCGUUAAGGAAUUGAUCGAGACGUCUCUGAAAUAUGGACGUAUGCUGGACUCGGAUCAUAUGCCUUUGCAGCAUUUUUUCAUCGUCCUCGAACACGUCCUUAGACACGGAUUACGGCCUAAGAAGGGACUCCUUGGCCCGAAAAAAGAACUCUGGGACAUUCUACAACUUGUGGAAAAAUACUGUCCCGAAGCACAAGAUAUCACCUCAAGUAUCCGCGACCUACCGACCGUCAGGACAGCGAUGGGCCGAGCACGAGCUUGGCUGAGGAUGGCGCUGAUGCAAAAGAAACUUGCGGAUUACCUAAAAGUGCUAAUCGAUCACAAGGACGACAUUCUAUCUGAAUACUUUGAACCGGACGCACUAAUGAUGAGCGACGAAGCCAUUGUUGUAAUGGGUUUGCUGGUUGGCCUCAAUGUUAUAGACUGCAACUUCUGUGUCAAGGAAGAAGACCUGGACUGCCAGCAGGGUGUAAUCGACUUCUCCCUUUACCUCAGAAGCAGCAAUCACAUUCCAGGCGAAUCACCGGACGACGAACUGGAGAACGACAAUAUGACCACUGUUCUAGACCAAAAGAAUUACAUCGAGGAGCUCAACAGGCAUCUAAAUGCGACUGUAACGAAUCUACAAACAAAGGUCGAAUCUCUUACCACGACGAAUGCCCUCAUGAAGGAAGAUCUGGCAAUUGCGAAAAACAAUAUUCUCUCACUACAUGACGAGAACAGGCAACUGAAAAAAGAACUGGGCAUCGAAGUCAAGGAUCCAAACGAGAACGGAAAAGCACCCGUCAAAAUCACAGAGACUACGUCAGAGAUAGAGGAGUUGAGAAGUAGGCUAGAAGUGGAAAAAAAGCAAAGACUUGAGGCUGAAAGGGAGCUGGAAUUACAGGUCAGCAUGAAGUCGGAAAUGGAGGUUGCCAUGAAAUUGUUGGAAAAAGAUAUCCACGAGAAACAAGACACUAUAAUAUCUCUGAGAAGGCAGCUGGAUGACAUCAAAUCGAUCAAUUUGGAGAUGUACAAAAAGCUGCAGGAGUGUGAGGGCUCGCUUAAGCAUAAGACAGAACUGAUCAGUAAGCUGGAAGCAAAGACACAUUCCAUGACUGACACCAUUCAGAAAAUGGAUGAGAAAUGCAAGGUGCUGGAGGGCAUCCGUUCCGGUGCCGAGGAACGGGCUCGGGUCGUCGGGGCGGAAGCGGCUCAACGUGAGGCUUGGGCAAGCGGCGUCGAGGGAGAGCUCAGGAUAGAACGGGAGUGGAGAACCGCCCUUCAGGAGACCUCCGUCAAGGACCGGGAAAAAAUAUCACAGCUUCACCAGGAACUUGAUCAGUUGAAGGAGGUUGCCGAGAAAUUCUUGGCGUUGCAAGAGGAACACUACGCCCUCAAGGAAAUUUGUACGGAGCAGGAACGAACGCUCGAAGAACUCGGAGGACAGCUGAGCUCUGCCAAAUUGGCAGCUGUAGAAUUGAGGGAGGCUGCCGAUAGCGUGCAACAAUCGCAACAAAACGGCGCUGCUUCCUGGGCAAACGAUCGUCUCGUCACACAGUGCAAAAGGUGCAAUCGAGAUUUUAACAUCGCACGAAGAAAGCAUCACUGCCGCAACUGCGGUGCGAUCUUCUGCAAUUCCUGUAGUGACAAUACAAUCGCACUGCCAAACUCCACGAAGCCUGUGCGCGUGUGCGACGAAUGCCACGUUUUCUUGGUUGGCCGAUAUUCCGUGAUGCCAUAGCGCUCAGCUUCCGUUGCGUACAACCACCGCCGUUAUUUUCAUUAGAUUUAAAAGUAUUACAUUAUAGUUCGAGCGUAGCUUUUGGUAAACGGUGCAAGAUUAUCGUGCCUAAAUGAUUGUUAUGUGUUCGAAACUCGACAGCUGGGGAUUCCUGACAAAUCGCAAAUAUCGAAAAAAAGAUAUCUCAUCUCAAUCCACACGAGAGAUGUUUGACAUUUUUAAACAACUACCGUUUCUCAAGUUUAUCAUUUUCAAUCAACGCUCUUGCUCGUGUUAACAGAUUUAGCGGACACGCAGACUUUCCAAGUCGUUCAAUCAAGACACGUAUUUCUUUUCCACAAGCUCCUAUAUUAUGCAUGACAGAAUAUCCGGCCGCCUUUAUAAUGUUAUGUGAUCUGCUUGGUAAGUUGAAGCACCGCAAUUUUACUUCCGCAGAUUUUGACAUCAUUAAUAUAAUAUAAGUGUGCAUAUAAUUAUUGAUACGCUUGCAGUUUAAAACUUAUUUCCUAUUACGAAAUAUACAUAUACAUAUACAUAUAUACAGAAAACGUUAGACCUAUUAUUAUAUAUAUAUAAUAUAUAUAUAUUGUUCUGGAGAAAAUUAGAUUCUUAUCUUAGAAACGUUUCGUGAAAAACAAUUAGAUCAUACUAAUAAGAAAUGUACUGGGAGAAAUAUUUUCAUAC
Molecule: messenger RNA, 4994 nt
Organism: Neodiprion fabricii
Lineage: Eukaryota; Metazoa; Arthropoda; Insecta; Hymenoptera; Diprionidae
Product: RUN and FYVE domain-containing protein 2-like
Exons: 12
Coding region: 2169-4310 (713 amino acids)
Cellular component (GO): cytoplasm
Molecular function (GO): metal ion binding
Source: RefSeq, a predicted model, not a curated record